GUUUUUAAACAAACAUUCUAACAUUCUUUUUUGUAAAUCAUAUAUACUAAGAUCAUGUUCUUAUUCCAAAAUAGAUACUUAAAUGGCAUUUUACUUUCUUUGAAUCUUUCAUAUAUAUAUUUUUUUGUAUUAAAAUCACAUUGUAUACUUUUGCUAUGUAAUUCACAUCCAACUCAUGCAAAACAUGAGCACCUACACUUGUUUAUAUUAUAUAUCAAAUACAUAUUUUUGUAAAAGUUUUAUAUAAUCAGUUCGGUUAGUUUCUUUUGGUUUUACCAAAUUCUAAAACCGAACCCAAACCGAAAUUUUUCGGUUUUUGAAAAAAAUCAAAUCCAAACCGUCGGUUUAUGUUUCAGUUUUAGUUUUAGUUUUAUCGGCUUUUUGAUUUUCGGAUUUUUGUUUUACUCCCCUGUAAAAAAAUAUCAACUUAAUUGGAUAAAUAUUAACCGAGUUACAAAGGCUCAAAGGCUAGUCGGGGCUCUUCAAAAUCUCAGUGCUAGUACCGGUGCAUCCUAUUUGGUUCAGUAUACAAUACCUACAUCUCAGCGAUUUUGCUUCUCCGUAUUUUCGGUUUGAUUACGAACCCCUAAAUGAACCUGUGUGGUUUGUCUACAGGUUGAUAGUGCAAGGACCACUUCUGCAACUUGUUGAUAAGAUUCUUCCGCGAGUGGGAUACACAUUCUGACAUACAUCAGCACCACACCGAUGGAACGCUUUUGCCGCCCCAAAAUCUUGCCAAGCAUAGAUUCCGUUCACUCGGUCGGGGCUCGGGGCACUUUUCUCACCAAGGACAGAGGAACCCAUUAAUGGCGUCUCAUCCUAUCCCUCUUCGGCGCCUCUAGCCUCACAUCAACCGUGUAAAAGAUCGAACACAAGUUCCUUUCCCUGAGCCCUAGGUUCUCCUCUGUUUUUGCCAAUUAUCCGCUAUUGAGGCUGUGGGCACAGUCGUCUAAUGCAUGUACACUCGAACACUUACAUGAGGCGAGGAAUACUUGGUGGGAGGGAACUCCUGCACGUUGAUAGAAGAACAUGGGAAAUUCAACAUUCUACUCAUUUUCUAAAUGCCUACAAUCUCACUGCACUUAAAGCAUUUCAUUCACUUGAGAAGAGACAUCAGAAAGGAUUACAAUAUGCAAACAUGUCUUCUCAAACUGUGCUAACAAGAAACAGUAGUAGUGUAGCCAGUGAAAGCAUGCAAGAGUUGCAUUCACCAUUUACAUACGAAGCUGCCAUGGAAGCGCUUUCAUCUCUGAUCACUGGAAAAAGACGUGAUGGAAAUGCAAAUACAGAUGCUAAAUACAAGAAGCUUGAGAGGAUGUCAAUGUAUGUCCAGAUAUUAGGCAUAGAGAAACAAAUUGCUGACCUUAACAUUAUCCAUGUUGCUGGAACCAAAGGAAAGGGUUCAACAUGCACAUUUUGUGAAGCAAUCUUAAGGGAGAGUGGUUUUAAAACUGGCUUGUUUACUUCUCCACAUUUAAUUGAUGUGAAAGAAAGGUUCCGUCUUAAUGGGUUGGAAAUAUCGGAAGGGCAAUUUUUACUAUAUUUUUGGGGUUGCUGGCAUCAGUUGAAGGAUAAAGUCACAGAAGACCUGCCAAUGCCUCCACUCUUUCAGUUCCUUACUCUAUUGGGAUUAAAGAUAUUUGUAUCCGAAAAGGUCGAUGUUGCUAUUAUUGAAGUUGGUCUUGGAGGGAAAAACGAUUCAACGAAUGUGAUUCAAGAUCCUACUGUGUGUGGCAUUACUUCUCUUGGUUUUGAUCACAUGGAAAUUCUCGGAGAUACUCUUGAAAAGAUUGCUUCACAUAAAGCUGGGAUAUUUAAGCCUCAAGUUCCUGCAUUCACUGUACCUCAACUUCCUGAAGCAAUGGAUGUUCUUAACCAGAGGGCACAUGAAGUGGAGGCUCCAUUGCAAAUAGUUGCACCACUUACAUACGAAAGGUUGAAAGGGGUGAAGCUAAGUCUAUCUGGUGAUCACCAGCUUGCAAAUGCUGGGCUUGCUGUUUCUCUUUGUAAAAGUUGGCUUAAUACUAGAGGAAACUGGGAAAAAUUGUUCCCAAAUGUGAGUUAUAACAGUUUACCUGAGGCGUUUUUGAGGGGUCUUUCAAGUGCAUAUCUUCCAGGAAGGGCUCAAAUAGUUCAUGACUCGUGUUUGGGGAUAAAUGAUCAAAUGGGAUCUGAUAAAAGUUGUUGUGGGGAGUUGAUUUUUUACUUGGAUGGAGCUCAUAGUCCUGAGAGCAUGGAUGCUUGUGCUAAAUGGUUUUCUAAUGUUGUCAAGGAAAAGAUUCAUAGACCAGUGUCAUCUUCCUUUUCUAAAGGUGAAAACAUGGAAGAUAUUUCUAUUCAACAUUCAAAGGAACAGGAAGAAUCUAAAACAAUAUCCAAAAGGAUUCUGUUGUUUAAUUGCAUGGAUAUGAGAGAUCCAGAAGUGAUUCUUCCAAGACUUGUGGAUAUAUGUGCUUCAUCAGGUUCUGAUUUCUCAAAAGCAAUUUUUGUCCCAAGUAUCUCAACAUACAGCAAGGUUACUUCUGGUGCUUCAGACAUCCCUUUGAGCAUCCCCUCAAAGGAUCUGACAUGGCAGUUCAACCUCCAAAGAGUUUGGGAAAGAAUUAUUCAUGGAAAAGAGAUUGGGGUGAACAAAAGUGUGAAACUGAAGAUGGAAGCUGUUGAAAAUUCACCACCUCCUGAAUUCCUGUAUGAUGAUAUAUCUCACUGCAAUCCUGCAAAUGGAAACUUUAGUUGCAGUGCAGUUUUUCCAUCACUACCCUUGGCAGUUUCAUGGUUAAGAAAAUCUGCUAGAGAAAACCCUUCACUUAGGCUUCAGGUUCUUGUAACUGGAUCGUUACAUCUUGUUGGUGAUGUCUUGAAGCUACUGAGGAGGUAGUUAUUAUGUCUUCUUUGAAAAUUCUUAUACAAAAAAUGCUAUCAUCAUUUAAAUGUUCAAUUGUAAACACAACGAUUUUACUAUUUUUGACUUAUACAAGUUGAAGGAAAUUCAUGGCAACACUUCUAGACUUUAGUUGAUGAUGAAUAAUUUAUAAUGUCUUGUAUAACUAUAUUGUAUCACAUUUUUAGCAUGUACUUGUUCAUUUUCUCAAGUGUAUUGGUUUUUAACCUUUUUUUUUUUUGGAUUUUAUAUUUACC
This is a messenger RNA of Lactuca saligna, 3138 nucleotides long. Lineage: Eukaryota; Viridiplantae; Streptophyta; Magnoliopsida; Asterales; Asteraceae. The record is from the annotation of a GenBank genome assembly.